AUGUUGUCGGAAUCCGUUCUCUGCCUCUUGACAGAGGACCUUUUCAUCCGCGUCCUGGAGAAGCUUGGGCCGGAUCGGAAACCUUGGCGAUUGGUGUGCAAGGAGUUUCUCCGGGUCGAAUCAGCGACCCGAAAGAGUAUUCGGAUCCUCCGAAUCGAGUUCCUUGUCGGGUUGCUGAAGAAGUUCUGCAACAUUGAGACGCUGGACCUGUCGUUGUGUCCGCGGAUCGAGGACGGAGUCGUGUCGGUUUUGCUGAGUCAGGGAUCGGCGAGCUGGACUCGGGGACUCAGGAGGCUCGUGCUGAGUCGCGCCACCGGGUUGGGCCAUGUGGGUUUGGAGAUCCUCAUUCGGGCGUGUCCAAUGUUGGAGGCCGUCGAUGUGUCCCACUGUUGGGGCUAUGGGGACAGAGAAGCCGCGGCGCUAUCGUGCGCCGCAAGGUUGAGGGAACUCAACAUGGAUAAGUGCUUGGGAGUAACUGAUAUUGGGUUGGCGAAGAUUGCUGUCGGCUGUGGGAAAUUGGAGAAGCUGAGUUUAAAGUGGUGCUUGGAGAUUUCUGAUCUGGGGAUUGAUCUUCUUUGCAAGAAGUGCCUGGACUUGAAAUUUCUUGAUGUGUCCUAUCUCAAGGUCACAAGUGAAUCUUUGAGAUCGAUAGCUUCUCUGUCAAGGCUUGAGGUUUUUGUUAUGGUGGGCUGCUCUUUAGUGGAUGAUGUCGGAUUGCGGUUUCUUGAAAAAGGGUGUCCACUACUUAAGGCAAUUGAUGUAUCGAGGUGUGAUUGCGUUAGCUCAUCCGGUUUAAUAUCUUUGAUUAGUGGGCAUGGAGAUCUUGAGCAGUUGGAUGCAGGAAAUUGUCUCUCUGAGCUUUCAGCACCCCUUGUUAAAUGCUUGGAGAAUUUAAAGCAACUGAGAAUAAUUAGAAUUGAUGGUGUUCGAGUUUCCGACUUUAUCCUCCAGACAAUUGGUACCAAUUGCAAGUCUUUAGUGGAACUUGGUUUAAGCAAAUGUAUUGGCGUGACCAACAAGGGAAUUAUGCAGCUAGUAUCUGGCUGUUGCAAUUUGAAGAUUCUUGAUUUGACUUGUUGUCGGUUCAUCUCAGAUGCAGCCAUCACUACUAUAGCAGACUCUUGUCCAGACCUUGUGUGUCUGAAGCUAGAAUCUUGUGAUAUGGUGACUGAGAAUUGUAUUUAUCAACUUGGAUUAAAUUGCUUGCUGCUUGAAGAACUUGAUCUUACUGAUUGCUCUGGCGUUGAUGACAUAGCACUAAGAUAUCUAUCAAGAUGUUCAAAACUCGUUAGAUUGAAGUUAGGAUUAUGCACAAACAUAUCAGACAUAGGAUUGGCACAUAUUGCUUGUAACUGCCCAAACAUGACUGAACUUGAUCUCUAUCGCUGUGUACGUAUUGGAGAUGAUGGGCUGGCAGCGCUGACAAGUGGAUGCAAGAGGUUGAGAAAGCUCAACUUGUCAUAUUGCAAUAGAAUUACAGACAGAGGGAUGGAGUAUAUCAGCCAUCUUGAUGAACUAUCCGAUCUGGAGUUGCGUGGGCUUUCAAAUAUCACAAGCAUUGGCAUAAGAGCAGUUGCAAUAAGUUGCCAGAGAUUGGCAGAUUUAGAUCUGAAGCAUUGUGAAAAAAUUGAUGAUUCAGGUUUCUGGACCCUUGCUUUUUAUUCACAAAACCUGCGGCAGAUAAACAUGAGCUACUGUGCCGUGUCAGAUAUGGUGUUGUGCUUCCUUAUGGGUAACCUGAAACGCCUCCAAGAUUCCAAACUGGUAUUUCUUUCUAAAGUCACUGUAACAGGAUUGGAAGUUGCCCUCAGAGCUUGCUGUGGUCGGAUUAAAAAGGUCAAACUGCAGAGGUCCCUUAGGUUCUUGCUUUCCUCAGAAAUGCUGGAGACACUGCAUGCAAGAGGGUGCAAGAUCAGAUGGGAUUAG
Sphenostylis stenocarpa is the source of this 1926-nucleotide messenger RNA. Lineage: Eukaryota; Viridiplantae; Streptophyta; Magnoliopsida; Fabales; Fabaceae. The record is from the annotation of a GenBank genome assembly.